CCCCAUUUUUUUAUUGUCGGGUCUCAAAACGAUUUCCAUUAUAAUUUUAUUUCGUCAAUCGAUAUUUUCUCUUUUUUAACGCUAGACGGUUGUAAUCAUCUUUUCUUAUUGACUUACCCUCACGACUGUGUAAUAAGAAGGAGUCACCGAUGCCAGCCAAGUCCCUUAUUGUAAGGAGUCACCUUACACACGUCGUUUUCCUCCGAAUAGUUGUGAGAGCCUCCGGUACGGGACCCCCGUAUAAGCCGCGUGGUUGUCGCUGUGGAGAAGAACAUAAAAAAUAAACCAACAAACAGAAAAUCAGUGGGACUGAAAAAAGUCAGCUGGAUGACGUACAAUGCUGUGUCGACUGGAGCGAUAAAAUAAAGAAGAAAAGAAAAGGGGAAAUCUGCUCCGCCAAAAGGUAAGACGGAAAAAAAGAAAACUAAAAUCAAAAGGAGUCCAUCUAGUAGUAUCCAUAAUUCAUGUUUCGUCCUAGGCGAGUUGGAACGAGUCACGUUUCCCGCGUUCCGAGGCGGGUGGCGACCGUGUCCGUUUUUCCCCGGCCCCGCGUGCUGCUGCUGCUGCUGCUGCUGCUGUCGUCGUUCCAUCCACGAACCCGGGGAUAGCGCGACCGGGGAGCAGCGCAGAUGAUCGUGCUGUGGUGUAAAGUAAGAAAAGCUCACGCUUGAUUUAUCAUCGAAGGAGCGACCGAGAGAGAAGAGCGAGAGAAGAGAGAGAAAAAAAAAUGUUACGCCAAGCAAAACGGGACCUCUUCGAACUCCUGUCACGCUCCGCGAGUGGGAGCCGCCAACCGACAAUCUUGAACGAGAUAUGACGAGGUGAAGGACGCCGAGCUUCUUUUUCUUUUCGUCUUCGGAAAGUAUUUGGGAAUUUUCGAGUGAUAGAUGAGGAUGGACGGGACGACACAGGAUCGGGACGAUCCCAAAAGGAGGCGAAGGAGGAGGAGGCCGCUGGAUCCCAUCCGACGACGCCUCAACAGGACAACAACGACGACGUGUUGCUGCUGGAUGCAAGUCUUGGUGAUUGUGUUGUAUGUGGCCGUCGGACUGGCCGACGGCCGGAAAUUGUCGUUCACCCGCCCGCGUUAUAACGCCACCAUUUACGAGAACAACAUCGGCAAGAGCUACGCACAGCCGGAGACGGAGCGGAUGGGCAUCCAGUUACCGGAAGUGGCUUCUGCCACGGAUAUCCGCUACCGCAUCAUCAGCGGCGACAAGAACAAACUCUUCAAAGCCGAGGCCCGUCAAGUUGGUGAUUUCAGUUUCCUACUGUUGAGAACUCGAACCGGACAGGUGGACGUGCUCAACCGGGAGCGGACGGAGCUGCACAAACUGCGGGUGCGGGCCAUGCUCAGGUCGGCCGUCGACGGGUCCGAUUCUGACCUGCCGGACGCCGAGGCCGACGUCUGGGUCUACGUAUUGGACACCAACGACCUGAGUCCGCUCUUCUAUCCCAGUGAAUACGAAGUCAACGUGCCGGAAGACUCGGCUCUCCACGUUUCGCUGGUCCAGGUCAAAGCCGACGACGCCGACGUCGGAGUCAACGGCGAGAUUUACUACUCGCUGGCCGAGCCGUCGGACACGUUCGCCGUCCACCCGCUGACGGGCGUCAUCUCGCUGACGAGGCCGCUCGUCUUUGCCGACCAGCCGUUUCACGAGCUGGCCGUUUUGGCCAGCGAUCGAGGGCCCAAAUUGGGAGCCGCCGUCGUUGGCGCCUCUUCCCGGGCCAGGGUCCGCGUCCACGUCCUGCGGGUCAACCAGCACGAGCCCCGCAUUCACGUCCGCCACUUGCCGGAAGUUGUCGAGCAAUCCCAAGUGGAUGUUUAUGCCGUUGUCCGGGUUGAAGAUGCCGACGCCGGCCCUAGCGGCCAAAUUCGCUCGCUGGAGAUCGUCGACGGAGAUCCGGACGGUUAUUUUCGAGUCCAGCGAGUCGGAACCGGCGGCCAGCCAGGCAACAAUAAUGAUAAGAACAACAACAAUGGGGCAGCUGAAUUCAACAUUGCCGUUCUCAAAUUACUGGACCGCGAAAGGGCCCCGAUGGGCUACAACUUGACCCUUAGGGCCGUGGACGGCGGGACGCCACCGCGCAACUCGACGGCCACCCUUCACGUGACGGUCUCGGACUGGAACGAUCACGCGCCCGUCUUUGAUCGCGAGCACUACGAAGUGCGGAUCGUGGAAACGGCGCCCGUCGGCACUCCACUCAUCCGCCUUCGCGUUUCUGACCAGGACCAGGGACGCAACGCCCAGGUCCAGCUGAGCAUUGUCGGCGGCAACCAAGGCGGACAUUUUCGCAUCAAUCCCAUCUCGGGCGUCCUCUACACGGCCUUGCCGCUGGACGCUGAAAUGAGGGCCGAGCACAUCCUGACCGUCAGCGCCAUCGAUCAGGGCACGGCCGGCACACGUCAACAGUCGUCGGCUAAAAUCACAGUCCAAGUGCUGGACGCCAACGACAACGACCCCAUUUUCUACCAGCAGCCGGGCGGCGUCCUGGAGAUUCAGGUGGAUGAGAACGAGCAGGCCGGAGCUGAAGUUGCCAGAGCCACGGCACGUGACGCCGACGCUGGUGAGAAUGCAUACAUCAGUUACAGCCUGGCUAAUCUGGCGCCCGUCCCCUUCGAAGUGGAUCCUUUCACCGGAGCCAUCCGCACCACCGAAACGCUCGACUACGAAACCGGACGCCGAAGAUACUUGCUGAAAAUCCGGGCCUCCGACUGGGGGACGCCCUACCGACGCCAAUCUGAGCUGCUGGUGACGGUCGCCGUGCGAGAUGUCAAUGACAACCGGCCGCAGUUCCAGCGGGUCGGCUGCGUCGGACGCGUGCCGCGGACGACGGCCAUCGGCUCGGAGCUCUUGACUCUGUCGGCCGUCGAUUUCGACCAGGGCAACGCCGUCGUCUACCGGAUCGUGUCCGGCAACGAGGACGGCUGCUUCAGUCUGGACUCGUCGUCUGGCGCCCUGGGCGUCGCCUGCGACCUUUCGGACCUUGGCAUCAGCGAGCGAUUCGUCAACGUGACGGCCACCGAUGGCCAGCACUUUGCCGACAUCAUGACGAUUCGGAUCCAUCUGACGGGCGGAGUGCGAGGCGAGGACGAGUCGCGCUUCGAGUGCCGAGAAACUGGACUGGACAAGAGGCUCCUGGAGAUGAUCAAUACGGCCGCUAAAAGGCAGCAGGCGGGCGGCGAUGACUCUGAUCCGGUCACGGAACUGCCUCCACUUCCGUCGCGAUACGGCCAGAACGUCCACACACCGGAAUUUUACGAUUUCCCCGUUCAGGUCCGUGUCAACGAGUCGGUAUCGAGCGGGACGCCAUUGAUCCGCCUGAGGGCCAGAGAUCGUGAUCACGGAUACAACGGUUUGCUGGUCUAUGUCAUUUCUGGAGGCGACGACGAUUCCGCAUUUCAAAUCGAUACCGAGUCGGGUCUCCUGCGGGUGGCUGGCCAGCUGGACCGCGAGAAGCGCGCCGGUUACUCGCUCAACGUGACCGUCUUCGACUUGGGUCAGCCCCAGAAAUCGGCGUGGAGGAUCCUGCCCGUCAUCGUGACGGACGUCAACGACAAUCCGCCGCGAUUCGAUCGGCCCGUCAUCAGCGUCUCGAUUGCUGAAACGGCUCAAAUCGGCACGUCGGUGGCCCAGCUGAGCGCCAACGACGCCGACGAGGGUGACAACGCCAAAAUCACGUUCGCCCUGGCCGGCGGCGAGUCGUCGGACUUGAAACUUGACCCCAACACUGGAUUGCUCACAGUUUCCGGCCAGCUGGAUCGGGAGAGGCGUGACUUUUACGAGGUCGUCGUUAUCGCUCGGGACGGGUCGCCCAAUGGACCCGGAUUGACGGCCAAGGCUUUGGUCCGCGUCCGCAUUUUGGACGUCAACGACGUGGCCCCUCGUUUCGCCCGUCCCUGGCAAGUGGUCAAAAUCCGGGAAGACAUGCCCGUCGGUGCCGUUGUGGCUUUGGUCGAAGCCAGCGACCCCGACCUCGGACUGGGCGGCGUCGUCCGUUACAGCCUGGCGUCCAGCUACGCCUCGGAAAUCGUCGAUCAGUUCAGCAUCGACAAAGUGACUGGAACGGUGCGACUGGCCCGCCGAUUGGACUUUGAGGAUCGCUCCGUCUACAAUUUGACGGUCCGCGCCAAGGACCGCGGCUCGCCUUCCCUGUCCAGCGAGGCCUACCUGGCCGUCGAAGUGGUGGACGUCAACGAGAACCUCUACGCUCCGCGCUUCGAAGACUUUGUCACAGAGGCCAGCGUACGUGAGAACGCGCCGCCGGGCACAUUAGUGGCCAAAGUCACCGCCACCGAUGCGGAUCCUUCCGGCGACGACUCGCGGCUCUCGUACGCUAUCCGCGGCGGAACCGGCCUGGGCCUCUUCUCCAUCGACAAUGAAGGCACGAUCAGGACUCGAGCCGUGCUGGAUCGUGAAACUACGCCGCAUUAUUGGCUGACGGUGGUGGCCCAGGAUCACGGCAUCGUCACUCUUUCCGCUUCCAUCGAAGUAUUUAUAGAAGUUUUGGACGAGAACGAUCACAUCCCGCUGACGGCCGAGCCCGUCUACUGGGUCCACGUCGCCGAGAAUUCGCCGCCCAAGACGCCCGUCGCCCGAAUCACGGCCAUUGACGGCGAUCGCAAUUCCAGGCUGACCUACCAGCUCAAAGCCGGAAAUCCGCAGUCUCUCUUCGACAUUGAUCCCAACACCGGCAAUAUCACGACUACUGGAAGGCGCCUGGAUCGAGAGAAUUUGACGGAACACAUUCUGGAGGUGAUGGUGAUUGACAACGGCAAUCCGACGCUUUCAUCCAGCACGCGCGUCGUGGUGACGGUCGACGACGUUAAUGACAACGCCCCGGAGUUUCUCGAGCGCUUCUACAAGAUUCAAAUUCCAGCCAGCGUCAUCUCUCAUCCGGAAAGCGCCGUCCUUCAGAACGAAACGGAGGAAUGGCUCGAUCCAGAGUCCAACAGUCCAACAGAAUCCAACAGCACCAGUUUGUGGAUCACCUCGCGGCUGGACAAUCUGCUGGGCAGUCCAGUCUUCAGGGUGGAAGCACUCGACCGAGACGCUGGCGAAAAUGGCCGCGUCGAAUACAGCCUGAUGGAGACGGCCAGCACCAAAGGCCGCUUCCGGAUUCAUCCGCACAGCGGCAUCGUCUACGCCCAGAAGAGCCUCGCCGCCGGACAAGAGUUCUCCUUCAGCGUCCGAGCCAGCGACCGAGGCCGCCCGGCUCGCAAUGCCACCACCCGCGUUUCAGUGGCCGUCAUCGGAGUGCCUUCGCAAUCGGCCAAUCCGCCCGAGCUGAGCACGGACAACAGCCGCCGAGCUGACGUCAUGGAAUCCGAUCCUGUCGGUCACGCCGUCGCCUUCAUUACCGCCAACGACCCCGACGGCGACAUGUUGUGGUACAAGAUCGAAGAUGGAAAUAUCGGCGACAAAUUCGCCAUGCAAACAACGGGCAACGGCAAAGUUUACGUGGCCCAGCCGCUCGACUGGGAGCAGCAAUCCUCUUAUUUGCUCAACAUUAGCAUCACCGACGGCCACAACACCAUCUACACUCAGCUGGAAAUAACGGUCCUCGAUGUCAACGAUCACCCGCCCGUCUUCUCUGAACAACAUUAUCGAGCCGAAGUGUCUGAGAACGCCGAAGUUGGGGCGGAGAUUAUCACACUCAACGCCACCGACGCCGACCAGGACAAGAGAGUCUUUUACGCUCUCCACGCCGCUUCCAGCGCUUCGUCAUUACGAAAGUUCAAAGUGGAUUCCAUACGCGGUGUCGUCACUUUGGCCGAGAAACUUGACCGGGAAACGAUGGCUCAACAUUUGCUGACGGUGUCCGUCAAAGACCAAGGGACGCCGUCCAAGCGCAAUUUCGCCCGCCUGUUGAUCGACGUGACGGAUCACAACGACCACACUCCCGAAUUCAUGUCGGAACUGGUGCAGGUGCGCAUCUUCGAGACGGCCGCCGUCGGCUCGGUGGUGACAGUCAUGCUGGCCAUCGACAAGGACCGCGGCGUCAACGCCAAAGUGACGUAUUCCAUUAGCUCCGGCAAUGUGGGCGGGGCCUUUGUGAUCGAGCCCGACUCGGGUCUCAUCCGCGUCAAUCAACCGCUGGACGUCGGCACGGCUCACGAGUACAUGCUGGUAGUGAAGGCUUCUGAUGGAGGUUCGCCGUCACUUUCGACCUCUUGUCGAGUCCACAUUCUCGUCACUAUGGCCGAGAACGAUCCCCCCAAAUUCUUGCAGAGCGAAUACACGGCGGACGUGUUCGAGGAUGCCAGCGGCGGGACUUUUGUGAUUCAAGUGGAGGGUAGAUCCAUCUCGAGCUUGUUGUUCGAGAUCACCGACGGCAACGGCGACGGCUCCUUCACCAUCAAUCCCAGCACGGGCAUCAUUGUCGUGUCGCCGAGAGGUGGACUCGACUACGAAACCACCAAGCACUACAAUCUGAGCAUCAGCGCCAUGAAUAUGGCCGGCUCAUCAGCUCGUUGUCUCGUACAUGUGCACGUUUCGGACGUCAACGAUAAUUCGCCAACCUUCAGCCAGGAGCUGUACGAAGGGACGAUCUCGGAGGCGGCUGUGGCCGGAUCGCUGGUCUUCCAGCGCUUGUCUUCCGCUCCGCUGGUCGUUUCGGCUCGAGAUGGCGAUUCCGGAGUCAACGCCCUCCUCUCGUACGACAUUGUGGAGCCGAGGGCCGCCCAACUUUUCGCCAUCGACUCCAAUACGGGCGCCGUGCGGACGCUGGCCCCGCUCGAUCGCGAGCAGCUGGCCCGCGUCGAGUUCACUGUCCAGGUGUCAGACCAUGGCCGCCCGAGGCGCAACUCGGAUCAAGUGGCCCGUGUCAGCAUUGUCAUCACGGACGUGAACGACUCGCCGCCUAAAUUCAUCGGCCAGCAGCAGCCGUACAGCGCCUCGCUGCUUUUGCCGACGUUCGCCGGAGUGGCCGUCGUGCGGGUGCGGGCGGAAGACCCUGAUGUUGACAUUAACUCGACGCUCACUUACGAGAUAACGGGCGGUAAUGGAGCCGGCAAGUUUUCCAUCGACAGACGAACGGGCUGGAUCAGCGUCUCCGACGCCGACGGCCUGUCUGCCAGCAAUUUCUACACGCUGGAGGUGGGCGUCAGCGACGGCAAGUUCAGCACGGCCACCAAAGUGGAGAUCCAGCUGGAGAAGAUGCUGGCGUCAGGACUGGCUUUCGCCCAGGACAAGUACACGGGCUACGUGACGGAGAACAGCACCCGCGGGGCGACGACCAUCGUGGCCCUCAACGUCCUGGGCACCCACCUCAACGAGCACGUCACCUUCUCCAUCCUGAAUCCGCAGGGCCUGUUCCAGGUGGGCAGCACUUCGGGCGUUGUCCAGGCCAUCGGCCAGGUGCCUUUCGACCGUGAAGUCCAGCCGCGUUACGUCAUCGUCGUCGAGGCGAGGAGCGAGCGCGGCGACGGCGAGAAGCCCCGCAUCGCCCACACUCGCGUCGAAAUCGAAGUCACCGAUAUCAACGACAACCGGCCGGCCUUUUUCAAUUUGCCUUACUACGCCGUCGUCUCCUCCGAGGCCCCCAAAGGCAGCGUCGUCACCAAAGUCCAGGCCAUGGACAAGGACGUGGGCGAAAACGGCGACAUCCGCUACGAAUUGCUGCGCGGCAGCGGCGAAUUGUUCAGGGUGGACCGGCGGACGGGCGAGAUUUUGCUGCGCCACGUCCUGGAAGGCCAGCAGGGUCACAGCGACUACGAGCUGGUGGUGGCGGCCUACGACGGCGGCACGCCUCCGCUCUCCUCGGAAGCUCUGGUCCGCGUCAAAGUCGUCAGCAAGAGCCAGCCGGUGUUUGGCCAGCAGUACUACUCGGCCUCGGUCCUGGAGAGCGCCGAUCCACUUUCACCCGUCCUCAGCGUCCAGGCGUCGAGCCCCUCGGGCCGGCAAUUGAUCUACUCGAUCGUGUCGGGCAACGAGGGCGAGGAGUUUGCCGUCGAUUUCAACACAGCCCACAACUCGGAAAACGGGCCUUGUCUCAUUUAUAUCGUCAACCGACUGGAUUAUGAAGUUCGAUCCAAAUAUGAGUUGCUGGUCCGCGCCACCGACAGCGUGUCGGGCGCCCAUUCCGAAGUGCCUGUCAGUGUCAGCGUCGAAGACGCCAACGACUCUCCGCCAGAAUUCAGCAACAAUGAAUACAACGUCACGCUGUCGGAAGCCACGCCUUCCGGCACUGUGGUCCUGGCCGUCAGUGCUCACGAUCUCGACUCUGGCAUCAACGCCCAAGUUGUUUACCGACUGCUGGCCGAGACCAACGGCGGCCAAGAUGCCGCCGUGGCCGUGUCUGCGGCUUCGGCCGAGUUCUUCCACAUCAACCCGGAAGACGGAACGUUGAUUCUCGUGCGCUCGCUGGACCGUGAAACGCAGUCACUACACCAUCUGCUCGUCAUGGCGUCUGACCAGGGCAACCCGUCUCUCUCCAGCACAGCUCACAUCUGGAUCAGAGUGGAGGACGUCAACGACAAUCCGCCUCAAUUCGAACAGCGCUCCUACCGAUGCGUCCUGAGCGAGGAUGGCAAACGAGGCCAAUUCGUCACCAUGGUGACGGCCACCGACCCUGAUGUCUCCGAUCAAACUCGAUUAGUUUAUUCACUAACCGGAGGAAAUGAUCAGCAAAUGUUUAACAUCGAUUCCAAACGAGGCACGGUGACGCUGGGCAACUUGCACCGAUUCGGCGAGCAGCCCAACUACUUGUUGAACAUCAGCGUCAGUGACGGAGUCUUCACAAGUUUCGCCUCGCUCCAAGUGGAUUUACUUUCGACGAACCGGCAUUCGCCCAGCUUCUCUCGUCCUCUCUACGACGUGGAAGUGAUGGAGAAUCUUCCGGCCGGCACGCUGGUCAUCCAAUUGAAUGCAACCGAUCUGGACAGGGAUGAUUUCGGUCACAUCACCUACUCAAUCCUGUCCACUUUCGCCACGGAAACGUUCAGAAUAGACGACGAAACGGGCGACAUUUUCACUCGACGGCCGCUGGAUCGCGAGAGUCGCAGAGUCUACGAGAUCCCCGUGUCCGCUUUCGACGCAGGGGGCAAGUCGGGUCACACGACUCUCCGUGUCAAGGUGGGAGACGCCAACGAUAAUCGUCCAAAGUUCCUUCUGGCUGAAUACAGAGCCAACAUCCACGCCAACUAUUCUGUGGGACAACCAUUCCUAAAAGUCCAAGCCAUAGAUUUAGACGUGGAUAACAACGCAAAGAUCGGCUAUUCUAUUUACGAAUCGAAUGGAACCCGGGCGUCGGAUACGUUCGAUAUUAACCCGUCAACCGGCGAACUUUUCUUGAAACAAAACGCUCUAGCUCUUGCCAACGAAGUGUUCCAGUUUUUCGUUCGAGCAGAAGAUCACGGCUCGCCGGUAUUGGGCACAGAAGCUCCAGUCGACGUCCUAAUCCUCGAUCCGCAAGAACGAGCACCCACUUUUGAGAGAACUUCCUCGAAAUAUUUCAUUUCCGAAUCAGCGCCAGUUGGUACGACCAUUGCGAGAGUCAAAGCGGUGAGCAGUGGCGAACCACUGCACUACACCAUCGUCCCGGCCCCAAGGAAUCCCGACAUUGAGGGCGGAAACAGAGACGAAGACCAAGACCUGCCGUCGCCAUUCUUCUCUGUCGAUGACCAGGGUCAAAUUUACUUGUCGUUGCCGCUGGAUCGCGAAACGUGCGACAUUCACAUCAUCACUGUCGUAGCCUCAACCGACGCCUCGCCGCCCGUCAUAGCCUUCACUGAAGUCAUUAUUCAAGUAUUGGAUUCCAACGAGCAUCCGCCAGAAUUUGAGAGCAACCCGUACCAGGUCGUGGUGGCCGAGAACUCGGAAAAAGGCAGCAGUGUCAUUCGAGUGUCGGCCAUGGACGGAGACCGCGUCACCGGAGCCUACGGCGAUCUUCGCUAUUCCUUUGGCCACAAUAUGGCGCCGGAAUUGGCUAAUAUAUUCCGCUUGGACUCUGUCACGGGAUGGAUUACCACUUUGGGUCUUUUGGACCGGGAAGAAUGCGAUCGUUACGUUCUGCCCAUUAUCGCCAGCGACAACGGCACGCCGGCCAAACUGACGUCCACAACGGCCGUGGUGAUCGAAGUGCGCGAUUACAACGAUAACCCUCCGCAAUUCUCUCAGAGUCACUACGUCGCCGCCGUCAACGAGGAGGCCCUUCCGGGCACGGUCGUCGUUCGACUCACAACCACCGACCGUGACCGGGAGCAGGGCCGUUCCGAUUCCUCGUCUUCCUCGAUGCAACACCAACAACAACCCCAGUUGCAGUACUACAUUGUAAGUGGCGAUCCACGAUCUCAGUUUGGCAUCCGGCAGGGCGAAGUUUAUGUGGAAAGAGCGCUGGAUCGUGAAGAAAUCGGCUCCUACAGUCUCCAGGUGCUGGCCACUGAUGGCUUCUUCACGGCCACCACCCACGUCACUGUUGACAUUUUGGACGAUAACGAUCACGCCCCUGUGUGCACUCAACACCGUUAUCACGAGCUGGUGUCUGAAGCCACCGCUCCUGGUACUUUUAUCGUUCGGGUGCGGGCCACCGACGCCGACGAAGGGGCCAACGCCAAGAUGAAAUUCUACCUGACGGGCGAAGCGGCCGAAUACUUCUUUUUGGACGCCAAUUCCGGCCAGCUGAAAACCUUGAAGCCGCUGGAUCGCGAAUCUAGACCCAUCUACACCCUCACCGCCCACGUUCAGGAUCGGGAACGACCUCAAUGGGAAUGCACAUCGGAGGUGGUCAUCGCUCUGAUGGAUGUCAACGACAACGCGCCCAGCUUCAACCAGGAUUGGUACACUUUCGCCGUGCCGGAAGAUGCCGAACUGAGGACCAUCGUGGGCAAAAUCCACGCCACUGACAGCGAUCUCGGACUCAACAGGAAGAUCAGAUACAGCAUGGUGACGUCGACCACCUCUUUGGCCGGCCAGAACUCUUUCGCCAUCGAUGCCGAAAGCGGAAUCGUGACGGUCGCCAAAGGAUUGGAUCGCGAAACUGUUCCCUCGUACAAUCUGACAGUGUCGGCCAUCGAUUUGGGCACUCCGUCUCUACUUUCAACCGUCGUCGUGACAAUUGUUGUGACGGAUGUGAACGACAACCCGCCGCAGUUCAGUCGGAAAUUGUACGCCGCUUCGGUGGCCGAGAGCUCGGCCAUCGGCGCCGAAAUCCUGAACGUGCUGGCCACCUCGUUGGACAUUGGAGUCAACGCCGAGAUCAAGUACUCGAUUGUCGGAGGCAACGAACACCGUCACUUCGCCAUCGAUCCGCUUUCCGGCGUCAUCAGUUUGGCCGAACCUCUCGACUACGAACGAGCCCGAGAGUUUUAUUUGACCGUCCAGGCACUCGACGGUGGCGUUCCUCCGCUCAGCAAUCACGCAGCCGUCAAUAUCACUGUGCUGGACAGCAACGAUAAUCCGCCCAUCUUCACACAGGCCAGCUACAGCGCAGCUAUCCGUGAAGACGCCAUAAUAGGCGAGACGGUCUUGCGACUCAACGCCGUCGAUUUGGACGGCGGAGACAACGGGCGGAUCACCUACACGCUCCUCAACGGCGACCGGCAUGCACAGUUCCGUAUCGAUAGCAGCACCGGCUUAUUGGCCGUGUCUGGACAGCUUGACAGGGAGCUGAUAACUAGUUACAUGCUGGAAGUCGAAGCCAGGGACAAUGGGCUGCCAUCUUCCUUGGCCAGCAACGUCUUAGUAGCAGUGGAAGUCACCGACGCCAACGACAAUCCGCCCGCCUUCUCCCAGGUCAAUUACACUGCCAUCGCCCAGGAAGAUAAGCCUCUCGGUUUCGUCAUUCUCAAGCUGCUGGUGACGGACGCUGAUGGGCCAACCAACGCCGGUCCCUUUACAUUUGAAAUCCGGUCUGGCAAUGUGGAUAACGCGUUCCGGAUCGACGGCAACGGCUCUUUGCGAACGGCCAGACGUUUCAAUCACAAAGUCCGCGAUCACUACGUCCUGCAGAUUGUCGUUUUCGAUAACGGCAGUCCGCCACUCUACUCGGACACUUGGGUUUUGGUCAAGGUGAUUGAAGAGUCCAAGUAUCCGCCCAUCAUCACGCCGCUGGAGAUCAACAUCAACUCUUUCCUGGACGAGUACGCCGGCGGAGUGAUCGGCCGCGUUCACGUCAACGAUCAAGAUCCUUACGAUACGUUGGUCUACUCGCUGGUCGAGGAGAAAGGAUAUCACCACUCGUCGGUAGCUCUUUUCGAACUGGACUCGGAAGACGGAACGCUGAUCGCCAAGCCGGGGCUGGACGUCGGCGCCUACACGGUCAACGUGUCCGUGUCGGACGGCAAGUUUUUCACCUACUCGUCCGUCAAAGUCAACGUGGUGCUCAUCUCGGACGAGGCGCUGCAGAACGCCAUCAUCUUGACGGUCCGCGACAUCACGGCCGACGAUUUCGUCACCAGUUACCGGAAGAAUUUCCUCAAAGCUGUCCGCAACAUCAUGAACGUCCGCACCAAAGACGUUUUCAUCAUCAGCAUCCAGCCGCAAGUGACGACGGGUCAACAGUCGUCGAAAGGCGCGAAUAACCGGACCAGACGUGCGGAUGAAACUUCUCCGCUGAGGAAAACGGCCGCUGUGACCCGGUUGGAACCCAUGUGGCGAGUCCGCGAUCCUGCCCGGCAAUCGAGACCCAACGUGGACAUUUUGUUUUCGGUUCAAAAACCGUCAGGCGGUUUCUACCCGCCUUCCAUCGUUCGCAAACAGCUGUUGGAUAACGUGGCGGAAUUGGAAGCAACUAUCGAUCAUCACCGCAUCUCCGGCGCUGUCCAGGGUUUCUGCACGGCGAGCUUUUGCGGUGCCAAUGGCAAGUGCUACGACCGAGUUGUUCUUGAUGACACGAUGACGGUGGCUAUUACGUCGGACAUAAGUAGUUUUGUGGCGCCCCGACACAAAUACAAACCGACGUGCAUGUGCAAGGACGGAUACGCCGGCGAGAAGUGCGACGUUGUGGCCAACGAAUGCGCCCGCAACCCUUGCCCAGACUCGCGCAUCUGUCGGCCAGAGUCUGGUCUGCCCGGAUAUUCGUGUCGCUGCCCCGAAAACCAUCCGGGCUGCGUCAACGAAUUGACUCAGAUCACUUCGUGCAAGGAUGCCGCUUCCGGAUGCUACCAACCCAGUCAUCCCAUCUUCUUUGCCGGCAAGUCGUACGCCCAGUACAGUCUGGGAUCCACCAUCGAGCGUCACCUUUUGUUGACUCUCCGAUUCCGGACUGUUCAUCCGACAGGAAACGUCAUGUUUGCUAGUGGUCGUAUCGACUACAGUAUCCUGGAGAUCGUCAACGGAGAGGUUCAAUAUCGUUUCGAUUGUGGAAGUGGCGAAGGUCUGGUGAGAGUGACAGGAUUGAAUGUCAACGACGGUGCCUGGCACGACAUCCGACUGGAGCGUCACGGUAGAGUGGCCGAGUUGACGGUGGACGGAUCCUAUCGGUCCCAAGGUGAAGCUCCUGGCGUCAACGACAUCCUCAACCUGGAGCCCAUCAGCGACUACGUCUUCUUCGGUGCCGAAGUUCGGACCUUGGACGACGUCCGCAUGGGCUUUGUCGGUUGCCUGGACGAGAUCCGAUUCAACGACAAUCUCCUCCCGCAGCACCUGCCCAGCAAUUCGCCCGCCUCCUCUUUGAACAGCCUCAAUCCCAAUUCGGCCAGUCAGUCCGUCAUGCUGAAGAGGUUCACCAACGUGGAAUUCGUCUGCCGCGUUCCGCUCGAAAGACCCGGAGUUUGCGGCACUCAGCCCUGUAUGAACGGCGGUACCUGUACAGAAAUGGUCGGCGUUCUGCCCGGCUAUCAAUGCACUUGCCGGCCUCGUUUCAUGGGCUCCCGCUGCGAGAUCGACAGCGAUCCAUGCGCUUCUUCGCCUUGUCUCUUCAACGGCCGCUGCUACAACCUCAACAACGACUACCGUUGCGAAUGCCCUGCCCGGCUGAGCGGCAAACGCUGCGAAUAUGGCCGCUACUGCAAUCCCAAUCCUUGCAAAAAUGGUGGCAUCUGCGAAGAAGGUGGCACGGGACCCAUCUGCAAGUGUCGUGGAUUCACGGGCGACACUUGUUCCGUCGACGUCAACGAAUGCGAACCUUCGCCGUGCCAGAACGGAGGCACUUGCGUCAACAUCGUCGGCAGCUUCCAGUGCUUGUGCCCCAUCAACGCCACCGGUCAUUACUGCACGGAGCUGGCCCUCAAGAACGAUCUCAUCACCUCCAACCUGUUUCUGAACAAUCUCUCGCUGCUGGAGAUUGUCGGAUUCGUGGUCGGCCUCGUUGGAUUCAUCUUCUUGAUCAGCUUAGUCAGCUGCUGGUGGCGCAAGAGCAAGCGCUCCCGCGGCAGCCAUCGAUCACGCAGCAUGAACGACUCGAACGGCAAAGAGAUGGUGCCACUCAACUCGACCCGGCCAAUGGACUUGUCGGAAUUCAAACGCGGAUCCAAAAUGAGUAACUUGGAAGCCACCAAUCAGGUCCCUCCUAUGCUGCCUCCCCGUCCGGCUUCCUACACGCCCAGCGUGAGCGAGCCCACUUACCUCCCGCUCAACAACCUGGACACGAUCCGCAGCUACGGCUCGGCGGCUGACGAGCUGGAAACGUAUCCGAUGCUGGGCAUGCCGCCGUACAAUGGGAACGGAAUGGGCAGCGUGGGUGGUCACAACAAUCCCGAUUACCACCCCAACCUGAACCGCCCGGCCGUGGUGGGUAUGGCUUCUAAUGGCGGAUCGGUAAUGAGUGGCGGAGGUUGCCUCUCUUCGCCUCCCCUCCUGAUGCCGGCCCUCGACGCCCUUAGCGACUCGGACAGUGUGCACAAGCCCCGUUGGUCGGAUCUGGAAAGCAAUCUCAAAGGAUCCUAUUACGAGGCAGCUAAAAUCCACAAUGACUUGAAAGGCAAAUGCAGCGAGACGGGAUCGGCGACCAACAGGAGCCUCCACAAUCACCACCACCACCACCAUCAUCUGAACGGCAACCACUACGGCCACACUGGAGGUCUUUUGCUCAGCAACGUCAAAAGCACAAACAAGGACACGACAACAGCGUCCUCGGUCUCACCGACAGUCUCCGCCAACGUCGACGAUUGUGCGCCAAAACAAAAAGGCGUUCAACGUGAUGCUUUGAGGGCGUCGAGUCCGCAAGCGGUGACGCAAUCAGCACCGCCGUCCUCUGCGGCGGGACUGGGAGUCUCGUCGUCGUACAACUGUUCCAUUUCCCCGCUGCCUACUCCGCCUCCCAGUCCUCCCGCUAUCCCGCCGUUGCCUAGGGAUUAUGCCGAAUUUGAAUUGAGUCUACAGACGUUGAUGAGGCAAACCGCCCUGCUCAGCCGGCCAUCACCGAGUUACCAUUGGGACUGCUCCGAUUGGGCCAAUCAGAGCCAGAACCCAUUACCCAACAUCACAGAAGUCCCAGGCUCCGAGAUACCGGACUCUUCCAGUUUCCAUAGCAACGAAAGCAACGAAUCCAACGGCAACAACACCCACCAACACGACCCGCUUCACAACGGGAUGAUGAUGACCAUCAGCCCCGAACGUGACCUAGACACUUUGGUGGAGGAUCCUAAAGCGGCUCCAACUUUGAACGGAUUCAGGUCGCUGGAUUCGGACUGCGGCACUGACAUUGAAAUGGGAUCGAACGGCACCAAUCCGUUCCGGUCGCGCCAACCGCCGAGCUUCGAGGAAAUUCUAGCCAACAGCGGACUGCGUCUGUCGGACUUGGCCGUCGUGUCCAUACCCAACAGCGAUGGAGGAUGCAGCGAUAGCGAAGCGCCUUCUGAAUCAUUACCUCCGCCCGGCAACUAUUCCCGCCACCCCAAUCUCUACCUGCCCCCUUACAGCAUCGCCAGCGAGACGGAAGCCGAGGACAUGUCGCCAGUGCGCAACAACAACAACGGGCGGCAGCGCAACGGUUUCGGCAACCGGUUGGCAGAUCACCACGACGACGACGACGACAGCAGCCCGUCAUCUUCGAGUUCGUUCGCCAGUCAAAUCCAUCGACCGUCGGCCAAUUUGCGGGCACCAGGGACCGGAGCCUCCGCUGGAACUCAAUCGGCUCACGAUCGCGUUUCCUCUUUGAUGGGAUCCUGCAGUGACGUCUCCAAUUUGUGCGACAUUGAAGACUCUGAAUUUGAAGGCGAGGACGUCAGGCCGAGGAUGCCGACGGCGAUGACAACCAUCCAUAAACCGGGCCAACCCAUCCAGACGGACGUCUAAGAUCUUUUCAACUGCAAACGCGACUCGGGUUCUGGAUGUUAUCCUUACGGCCUUGCAGUGCCUGGUCCCACUCUGUUUCCAUUUCCAUUGUUUGUCGGCGGACCGAUCCAGCAACCCAUUCGUCGACCUAAUCUGCCAGAUCUCGCCGUCCUCCCAAUCCAGCACUUGCUCCCCCCCCCCACCCCCUCCUCUUCCUUUGCGACGCAACAAUUCACACCCGACGACGGCGAUCGGCGGCGUGAUUUUAUUGAUGAGCUUCUUAUUGUGUCGCCUCAUUUAUUUUGAAGAAAAAGCAGACGGAAAGAUUUUUAGCGAAAAAAUUGCUGUACCGUGAAAAGCUGUACGCGUCAAAUGUGCCACUCACAAAACAACACAACACACACACACACACACACACAACAACAACAACUUUCAAACUGUAAAAAGUAAUGUAUGUAGAUUGGUUGCCGUGAUUGAAACCUCCUGUGUCCCAGACUUUUCUCUGUGUGGAUAAUCCCAUCAAAGGUGUAUGUGUGUGUGUGUGUAUAUGGACGAUCCUGUUUCGUUAUGUAUGACGUGCAAUGUUGAUUCUUCUCUUGGUCUCCCCCACCCCUACCCCCAAACCCCACCAUUUGAUCACGGAAGGAAAGAAAACACGGUCCAGCUCGUUCCCCGAUUUUAUACGACCCUUGUCUUUUCACUAUUUCAAUUGUUUCUCUCGAUCUGACCUUUUUAUUCAUUCGGUUUGUAUAUUCCUCCUGGGAAAGGUUGUUUCGCCCCACCCCACCUCUAGCGUGGACUCUUGUUUUUUUUUCAAAUGAAAGUUGCAAUUGUUUGUUUUUUCUGGUUUUUCGUACAUACCGACGCAAUCGUGUGUUCUUGCAAUCAUCAAUGCACGUGGCUUUUUCUUUUUUAUCAUUAUUUUGAUUUUCUUCUCCGCUGAUAACUCUUUUUUUCUUUUCGUUGUUUCUAUUUUCGUUCCUCUGUUUGUUUUGGUUUGAUUCCCUCUCGGUGAGUUGCGGGGGAAACGGGGGGAAACUGAAACGAGCUGGCGGCAACAGAGUUCAGAGAGAAUCACUCGAUCCAGCCAUAUCUAAAAAAUCCUUUUUGCCGUAUAUAUUUGUGUUUCCGCCUUCCUCCCACCCCUACCCAGCCUGUUCAGCAGACGUAUAUAUUCUAUAAAUAUUGAAAAGAUAAGGAAAGUGAGGGAGAGAAAUGUGGGGAAAUAUUUCGGAGCGUUAUAUUUCCAACUUUGGGUGAUAUUUGCACGCCCAUUUGUUUGCUUAUUCUCUCUCUCUCUCUCUCUCUGAUCCAAUUUGUACAUUAGACGGCGUCGAUGGUGUGGAUGUUUUAGGAAACAACAAAAAGAAAUUAAAUUGACUGAAGGGUAUUUCAAAAAAUCAAGUGGAGAGUUGUUGUACAGUUUUACCUUUUUUAAGACAAAACAAAAAAUAAAUAUGGUUCCAUCUCUUUUGUAAAGAAAAAUUCGUGACAAAUACACAGAAAUCGCAUGUUA
Daphnia pulicaria is the source of this 17673-nucleotide messenger RNA. RefSeq names its product fat-like cadherin-related tumor suppressor homolog (gene kug). Gene Ontology annotation, cellular component: plasma membrane. The transcript is spliced from 36 exons. The record is from RefSeq and is a predicted model, not a curated record. Gene Ontology annotation, molecular function: calcium ion binding. Bases 888 to 16178 code for a protein of 5096 amino acids. NCBI's taxonomy places the organism in Eukaryota, Metazoa, Arthropoda, Branchiopoda, Diplostraca, Daphniidae. Gene Ontology annotation, biological process: homophilic cell-cell adhesion.